UAGCUUUAAAUAAACCAAGAUGGCUCUGUCAAUUCUGAUACAACCACAACGCGAAGUUUGAUUUCUUCCACAAUUUGGUGCUGUGACUCGGAUAGAGAUGCCCGGAGUGAUCGGUUGAGAUACAGACUGUCUCCUCACUGACAUCCUGGCACCAAACUAAGGUGCCAUGUGAAGACUGCAUGGAAAGGGGCAACGAGACCACUGCCGCUGACAUGGAAUUCCUCCUGCUUGGCUUCUCUGAGUUGAACCACCUCCAGACCUUUCUCUUCUUUAUCUUUUUGGGUGUGCACAUAACCACUCUGGCUGGGAACCUUUUAAUCCUUAUUGCUGUGGCUGCUGAAUCCUCCCGACCCCCCAUGCUUUUCUUCCUCUGCCAGCUCUCUGCCAUUGAGCUCUGUUAUACUCUAGUCAUUGUUCCCAAGACACUGGUCAACCUUGCGGACCCUGGAAGUCGCACCAUUUCUUUCACUGCAUGUGCUACCCAGAUGCAUCUCUUUGUGGCGCUGGGGGGUGCUGAGUGCUUCCUUCUGGCAGCCAUGUCCUAUGAUCGUUAUGUCGCCAUCUGUCGACCGCUGCACUACACAGCAGUGAUGAGCCAGGGCCUUUGCUUCCGCCUUACUGUGGCUUGCUGUUUGGGGGGCUUUGCUGUCUCUCUGGGGCUGACUCUGGCUGUUUUCCGCCUACCCUUCUGCCACUCUCACCACAUUGACCACUUCUUUUGUGAUGUUCCUGCUGUGCUGCACCUAACGUGCACGCAGAGUUAUACUUUUGAGCUGCCUCUGCUGACUGCCUGUGUGCUCCUCCUCCUUCUCCCCUUCUUGCUCAUCCUAGCUUCUUACACCUGUAUUGUGGCUGCCAUAUUGAGCAUCCACCCUUCCUCUGGCCAAGGCAAGGCCUUUUCCACUUGUGCCUCACACGUAGCUGUCACUCUCCUGCAUUAUGGAUGUGCCACCUUCAUGUACAUCCGCCCCAAGUCCAGAUACUCACCAAGCCGAGACAAGAUGGUGGCCCUUGUUUACACUAACAUCACUCCAUUGCUGUAUCCUUUGAUCUACAGCCUGAGGAACAAGGAAGUCAAAGGAGCACUGAGAAAGAUGUUACUGCAAAGAACAUCUCAGGCAACUUGGAAUAAUCUCAAGUACAGGAUAUGUGUGUGCAAUAAACUUUACUAGGACAUACACCUUCUGCCAAAAACAGAUAUUCUUUAUCUACUUGUAAGAUCACUUCUUGGCCUAUUCCCCCCCCCACUCCCCACAAGGUUGAUAUUACACAGAAACAUACAUGUUUCCAGUCACCAUGGGAAGAUA
Messenger RNA from Alligator sinensis (Chinese alligator), 1307 nucleotides. RefSeq names its product olfactory receptor 10AC1. The record is from RefSeq and is a predicted model, not a curated record. Gene Ontology annotation, cellular component: membrane. The transcript is spliced from 2 exons. Gene Ontology annotation, biological process: G protein-coupled receptor signaling pathway. Lineage: Eukaryota; Metazoa; Chordata; Crocodylia; Alligatoridae. The coding region runs from base 180 to 1172 and encodes 330 amino acids. Gene Ontology annotation, molecular function: G protein-coupled receptor activity; olfactory receptor activity.